Molecule: messenger RNA, 1668 nt
Organism: Anneissia japonica
Lineage: Eukaryota; Metazoa; Echinodermata; Crinoidea; Comatulida; Comatulidae
Source: RefSeq, a predicted model, not a curated record
AAAUAUGUCCACCAGUACCAAUGGAUAUGAAUGUACCUGUGUUACCGCCGCCUAUGGGAGUUGAAUGCCCAUCCGUGUUGACUUUAGGCUGUGGGGUCGGGUACUUGGUGGAGAUAGCAUGCUCAAACCCAAACACUUUCACAAUUAAUGACUUAUAUUGCAUAGAAGACCCCAAUUUCGUCACUGAUCCACCACAACCACCACCUUGCCCAACCGCUUCAUCAAGUACCGGUACGACGGACACAGCUUCAUCAAGUACCGGUACGACGGACACAGUAUUGAUAGUAGUGAUUGUGCUAUUGGCGGUAGUUCUUCUACUCAGUUGGGCCGGUUUUCUGCUACUCUGGCAUAGAAAAAGGAAACCACCUGCUACGUUGAAAAAGGAAGCUGGAAACCACUACACGCCAACCCCGAAAAAACCCGCUAAAGAGAAAAAGAAAAAAGAGAAAAUGAGCAUGAGUGCAAGGCCUCCCUUGCCAAACCCAAGACCAAGACCAACCAAUGGCGAAGCAGCACAGACGCAGGCGGAAUACGAUUAUAUCGACCCAUCAACUAUUGGAGAUGACGAUCCUAAUGCUUAUUUGGAGAUGGUAGAAUGAGGCGGAGUAUGUAUGACUUAGCGGUCAUGAUCAUCGAUAGGUGGUACGGAGAUGAAAUAUUGGACAUGUCAUCUUUUUAUAGCAGAAAAUCAUAAAGAGGCCUAUAGACAGCACAUUGGUUUCUUGGACACUAGUUUGUCUAUCAUUGGGGGAAGAAGUGUGGUACAACUUUCGCAGGCCAAGCAUGAAGUUAUAUUCCUGUGUUGUUCUCAAGGAGUGCUGUAUUUCAUCUCUGUAUUGUUUUAAUCGCUUUUCCUUUUUAAUAAAAAUGAUAAGAGGUAUAUAUUUAAAAUAAACUGAGGCAUAUAAUUUAGUUUUACCAUGGAGGAAAGAAGCACUGGUGGUUUCUACUGGCUUCCUGUUUGUAGUAUUUCAAAUGUUAGACUAUUGAUUGUAGGAUGUGUUAUGUUUGUUUUUAAGUCGAAAAAUCGUAUUAUUAUUAUUAUUAUUAUUAUUAUUAUUAUUAUUAUUAUUAUUAAUUAUCAAAAUAUAAGAAGUAAAAGCCUGCGGUCCUUUUUCGUUUCUUUUUUUUUUCGUUCAAAUUGAACAAUUUAUCAUUCAAUGCCUAUCCAUAUUUAUAUAAGUCCCUUUCUUUGUGUAUACGAUUAUAAUAAAUAAUAUUAUUAUUAUAAGGAAAAAACAUCUAAGUCGUUUAUAUACUGUGUUUGAUAUUUGGACCUUGCUCGUAGAGGGUAGACGGUAAUAAUAAAUGCUCAUCAAUUCAAAUACGGGUAAAAACCAGAACAAUUAAAUUUUAACUUAUUUACGAAAUUCUCUCAAUCACCAACCAAUUACUUAAAGAAAUUUGAACGGUAUAUUUAUGCGUCUGUUAAUUUAACCCGAAAGUUUCUGUUUUUACUUUUUUAAAGAAUUUGCGUAACUAACAUUGAACGCUUAUUACCUCAACUCUUUAUAGUUUUAAACCAAACAACACGCACAAAGUUCACAUAGGCAUUCUAUUCUAUAAUCAGGGAAAAUUCAUCAUUGUGAUAAAAUCGUAAAUCAUAGUAUUGUUUGUAUUACUGAAUGAUCGAUGUAUAUUUUUAAAAUAAAGUGAUGUGAACAUUAA